ACGAACACCUCUUGCCCAGCUGCUGCGGUGCAGGGGGGCAAAGAUGAUUAAGUACCUGCUCUUCAAGCCCUUGGGGCCCGAGGAUCUGCCAACCCUCAAGGAGCUCACCACCAGCGAAAUCUGCAAAGUCUGGGCUGGCGCAUCUAGGUACAUCCGGAGACAGCUCUUGCAGAAGAGGGCGGUGGAGAUCGGCGUUGGGACAUUUGCGCUCGUCCCAGCGCGUGCCACGGUGGGAGAGGACAAGGCUUUGCCCGUUGAGAGACCCGUGUUCCGGCCGUGCAGGCUUCUGAAGAAAUUCUACAAGCUCAAGUGUGCAAAGACCAAAAUUCCUGACGAGACGCCGUUCGUUCAGCUGGACUUCGAGCAGAUUGCCGCCGAGAUCCACUUCCGCCGAGAAAUCGUGGAGCGGUGCAUACACGAGACCCUGCUUUUCUUCGCUGGGGCCCUCCGAGACAACAAGGAGGUGGAAUUCUCCUUCAAGGGCAUCGGCAUCCUCGCCGUGCGAAGAAAAGUGGUCAGCAUGACCUUCUUGGACGACUGCCUGCUGGAGCUGGAUGGCACGGGCAACAUGCUGGCAGCUCUUCUCGGGGACUCCAAGAUGAUGCGCACCGUGGCCUUCGCGGGCAAAAACGAUUUUAGUCGGCUCAGUCGAGACGAGGUCAUCACGCUGCCAAGGCUUGCAGUUGAGACCCCCCACCAGCCGUCGGCCCCUGCGAUUUCUCUGAAGCCCAGGAGAGAGCCGGCGCCUUGGGGCGGGGGUGCCCGCAGAGUGAGCGUGCUGGACCCGGUGUUCCUGGCUCAGCGGAGGGUUUCUCUAGCCAGGCAGCGGGCGAAGGAAGGCGAGCGGGCGACAGCCACGGAAGCUGGCCAGGCCAGGCCCCGGAGACGUUGUCCUGCCGGACACGCGGUCCUCCUGCCGAACCGCCUGGCGGUGCCGGAGCCGGAGCCGGAGCCGGGCGGCAGGCUGCGAGCCCGUCCCGGAGCAAGCGGCUCAGACUGGGCUCCCGCGAGCUCAGCCUGCCGUGCCUCUUCAGAGUCCUGCCAGUAA
Molecule: messenger RNA, 1048 nt
Organism: Aquila chrysaetos chrysaetos
Lineage: Eukaryota; Metazoa; Chordata; Aves; Accipitriformes; Accipitridae
Product: coiled-coil domain-containing protein 81-like
Exons: 8
Coding region: 44-1048 (334 amino acids)
Cellular component (GO): centrosome
Source: RefSeq, a predicted model, not a curated record